AUAAUUAUGUUUAAAUAUAAUUAUGUUAUUUUUAAAUAUAAUUUUGUAAGAUAGUCAAUACAAGUAAUUCAAGUUCAAAAAUUUUUAGAUUCAAAAUUUCAAAUAAUUUGGAUUCAAAUCAAAUCGAAUUUUACCUGAUUCAAUUCGUAUUCAAAUAGUUCACAUAUCUCUAAUUUUUUGUUUAAUUUUUAUAAAAUAAUACACGCGUUUAUAUUUUUAUAUCACAUAGAAUAAUUCCAAUGCAUUUUGUAAUGAUUAUUUCUGUAUGCUAUUUUACUUCAAAUUAUUUGAUUGGAUAUUAAUAUAGAUUCCUAAACAUUUGGUUACAUGAAUCGGAAGCUCUUCGGAAUGUUCUUCGGAGAGUUUCAAAUUUAACAUAAUUGGUUGUUGGACACUUGUUUACGGAUAGAGAAACUGCAUUCGAUGCCAGACUACAUUAUCAAGAUACGUCUGUCCGACAUUAACAUUCCAUCUCUAUAUCUCAUUCGUUUCCGCGGUAUUGGAGGCACGUAGACGUAAUGGAUACGCCCGACUACAGGGAGAAGAGAGGGAUGGGAAAUUGAAACUGCUAAAUGGAAUUGUUAGUGAAAGUCAGGAAUAAAUAACGUUUUGAGCUGACACAGAGGAGUUCGCAAUGUUCAAAAAGGCUCAUUUAACCUGCUGAAAUACUCUCUUUUACUCGACAAUCCUCAUCAGACUAUUAAGCCGCACCGUACACAAUUUCUCUGUAGUUAUACUCUUAUCAACACGUACAGAUCACAUAUGCUAUGGCUAACCGAAACGUAGUAUGUAUGUGUACACACACACACACACAAACACACACACACACACACACAAUAUAGUUAUUUAUUCCUUGCAACGGCUCUGUUAAACUUAAGCCGCGCUGUCGUCCUGUGAUAUUACAUACUCUCCUUUAGAUAUUAUAAGUCGCUUAUUGCUCACUAGCUAAAUUUUGUGAUAAUAAUCAACACUAUAUAUUAAUUACUUAUAUGAGAAUAGAAUGUUGAAUAUUAUGGCCUUAAAAAUGGUUUUUUAAAUACGUUUAUAUUGUAUUCCUUUUUUUUCAUUAUAUUUUCACACAUGCAAUAAUUUUUACAUAAAAUUUGAUGUAAUAAAAACUACAGUCAAUUUACGUAUUUCGAAUGUUAUUACAUUCUAAUUUUGAAUGUUUUAGCAAAUAAAACAUUUUAGCAAUGAUUUUAAAUUUUAAUUAAAAAAUAUAGUUUAUUUAAUAAUAUAAAUGCUGGCUUUUACAUAACAAUUAUAAAGCAUUAAAGUAUGUAUAAUCAGAUAGAAUAAAUUACUGAUAUUUUCUCCCCCCCUCUCUCCCUCUCUCUUAUAAUUUUAAUAUCUGAAGAAAUCAGAUAUGUGAAAAAAGAUAACAUUAUAUCAUAUACGCAUGCAUUGCUCCAUUACAUAAAUGAAUACUGUUUAAGUUGACACAGAUUCUACACAUCUUUUUGUCUGUGUGCGGCUGAUCUAAAAAGUUACGGACCAGAUUUAUCUGACGUCCACAUCUUAACAGCUUUUGAUGAAUAAAAGCAGACAUGAUUUUUAAGUGACGUUAUCUUACAGGUUACUGAUAGUCAAAUCAACGUUUUAUUAAAAAUUAUCUCUAACGGAUGUAUAUCACAGGAAUUCACCGUUAUUCAAAGAGUAUAAAACAAACGAAAGAGAAGCAAACGCGCUGUGUUGUGACUACGUGCACUCACUUAAACGUAAUCAUGUUGGUGGUCAUUCCGUUUCUUGCAUGUUACAUCACUUGGACAAUUGCAAACCCAAUUAACGCUAGUGUCGACUGUACUAUCUCUAUACAGUACAAAGUCGGCGAUCUUAAGGAGCCUCAACCGUUACUUCUGAAACGUGACGGCAAACGUGCGACCAUCUGGUAUCCGAAUAACGAUAAUGGGACAUUGAAGAUAUUGGCGGGUGACUCCAUUUACCUAGCAUGCCCAGGCAAAGAUAAUUACUUCAAAAACAGAAGUUGGGGCAACGAGGUCGAAGCAGUUUGCGUAGAAGGUAAGGUGUUUGAUGUGAAUGGCGUUCACCAAUAUUUCUCGUCCCUAGUUUGCAAAUCUCAUACCGAGCACCACGCUAAGUAUACGGUUUCACCACCUUGCCUCGGCAGACACAGCCACAUCGAGGUUGGUUUCAACGUAAGCGGCGUCUUCAUCCGCACUAUUGAAUUAUGCCGCGAUGAAAAGACGUACACGACGUACUACACAAAGUUCAAGAUGACAAAAAUGAUCGGAAGUUAUCAAAGGAAAUAUCCUAGACCGUCCAAGUUUCUUGUAGGAAGAUUUUAUCCCAAGGUAGAUAUAGACAAUCUGUACAAAUUCGAAACCCAGUUAGAUACGCUUGCCAGAAUCCUGAAUUCGACCGAGUUGGCUAAAAAGCGAUUGAAGAAGUCGGUGCAGUAUCUCUCUCGAGGACAUAUGGUGGCCAAAGCGGAUUUCGUUUACGGUGCCCAGCAGAGAUCUACCUUUUGGUACUUGAAUACUGCGCCUCAGUGGCAAACCUUUAAUGGUGGUAAUUGGAAUUCCCUGGAGAUGAGCGUCAGACAUUUCGCCGCCAGCCGCCAUUUGGACCUCGACGUAUAUACAGGGGUACACGGUCAGAUGACCAUGGAAGACAUUCAUGGCAAACAGCAACCCAUAUAUCUGCACGCUGAGGCCGCAGUCGUGUCUGCACCCAAGUUCUAUUGGAAAGUCAUUUACGAUCCAUUGAGCAAGCAGGGUACGGCGUUCGUGGGCCUCAACGAUCCAUUCAUCAGAUUGAUCACAGACGACGUAUAUCUCUGCACAGAUAUCAGCGAAAAGAUCAAGUGGCUGAACUGGAGAUCGCGUAAUAUCACGUCUGGCAUCUCUUACGCCUGCAGCGUCGACGAUCUGCGAAAGGCGGUGCCUGUUGUGCCGCUGCUCGACGUGAUCGGUAUUCUAAUGUGACACGUGAGCAAAUCAUUUGUGGUCAUCCUGUUCUUGGAGGUUUUGCACGUUAGAUUUGCAAGAGAAUAUUAAUAACCGCGAUAAAACCAUUCUUAUCAUUUUAAAUCGUUAUAUAUCUAUAUAUUCAGAGUUACUCAAUUAAGUUUAUGUAUGCAAAUUUAUAAAUAAAAAAACAAUCAGAAACUGCCAAUAAAAAAACAGGGACACUGUACGUGUACAGUAUGGAAUAAUAUUUAGCACAAGUCUAACCGGCACAUCUCUAUAAGUCAAAGUGUAACGAUACUUCACUGAACAUACUAAGCAGAUACUUUAUCUUCGAUACGAGAGAGGUGUCGAUAACAGGAAGGCAACAUGCAUGCGUUCAUAAUGGUGAAUAUAAAUGUUAGCAACUUAUUGAAUAAUAUACCUUCAAAAAUGUAUUCAUAUUCGUAUCAGUAUUAAUUAAGCACAUCAAAUUUUAUUUAUUCGUUAGUGCAGCAGUUUUUUAAAAUAAUUUAAUAAGCAAAAUAGUAAUAUUUAUUUUAAGAAAUCCGUCACAGUUUGUACAAGAUAAACUGUUGGCCAAUUAUAUAUCACAGUAAUGUUUUAAAAACAAAUAAAUUAUGUAAAAAUAAUAUAAAUUAAAAUUGGCGCA
Molecule: messenger RNA, 3579 nt
Organism: Monomorium pharaonis (pharaoh ant)
Lineage: Eukaryota; Metazoa; Arthropoda; Insecta; Hymenoptera; Formicidae
Exons: 3
Coding region: 1623-2945 (440 amino acids)
Biological process (GO): apoptotic DNA fragmentation
Cellular component (GO): mitochondrial inner membrane; nucleus
Molecular function (GO): RNA endonuclease activity; single-stranded DNA endonuclease activity; nucleic acid binding
Source: RefSeq, a predicted model, not a curated record